This is a messenger RNA of Capra hircus (goat), 2177 nucleotides long. RefSeq names its product cholesterol 25-hydroxylase (gene CH25H). The record is from RefSeq and is a predicted model, not a curated record. The transcript has a single exon. The coding region runs from base 802 to 1614 and encodes 270 amino acids. Gene Ontology annotation, molecular function: C-4 methylsterol oxidase activity; steroid hydroxylase activity; iron ion binding. Gene Ontology annotation, biological process: sterol biosynthetic process; cholesterol metabolic process. Lineage: Eukaryota; Metazoa; Chordata; Mammalia; Artiodactyla; Bovidae.
GCUUUGGGUGACUCGGGCGCACCGCGAAGGGACGACCCUCCGGCCGGGUUUUGGGUGGGGUGGGGGGGCUCCUUCGAGGAAGUCUGCGUGCGGUAGGGUCUGGAGCUUUCCGCGAGCCCGCCCGGGAAAGAUACGGGAACUGGAGGAGGUUCCCGACCCACUACCUUCCCGGCUGAUUUCCUGCGCGGAUCGCCGCGGCUCGCGGCCAUCGACCUGCGCGGUUCCGUCUAAGAAAGGUUAGUUUGCGGAUCGCUGCUAGUUAGAUCAAUAGAGCGCGCCAGCAGAAAGAAAAGAUCCGAAAUAGGGAAGGUAUGUCGCUUUUUAAAGAUUUUUUUAAAAAAUGCAGCCACAUUUGUGUCUUUAUUAAAACACACAGACACAAUUUAAUGUAUGUAUAAAAACACAAGUACUUCUGCCUUGAUUGCAAAGGAGCUGUUUCUGGUGAUGAUGGAAAUAUUCUCUUGUUUAGGGAUGGUGAUAACCCAUAAACUGAGUUGUCAAAACUAGUAGAAACUCUGCACUGAAGCUCUGUGCAUUGUAUCGUGUAUAAACUUUACGUCCCAUAGGCAUAGAAAUUACUACGUGCCAUUGCGUAAUUGCAUAUCUGAAUGCCGUUGAACGCAGCUGUACUUGAGUAUUUUUAGCAACUAAGCGCAAUUCUGUCGGGUUAUUUAUCUUUGCAAGCUCCGCGAAGACGGGAAAGGGAGGCAAAACGCCGGCUGACAUCACGGGGGGGCGGGUCGAAAGCCCUAAGAAAAGCCUGAGGACCGGAGCAGCGGCGCUGCUCUACACAGCCUCGCCAUGAACAGCCACAACCGCUCCGAGCUCCACGUCCUCUGCAGCUCUGGCCAGCUGCUCCUGCAGCCCCUCUGGGACCGCCUGAGGGCCUGGGGCGCUCUCAUUCAGUCGCCCUUCUUUCCUGUCUUCUUCUCCAUCACCACCUACGUGGGCUUCUGCCUGCCCUUCGUGGUGCUGGACGUGCUGUGCCCCUGGGUGCCCACGCUGCGGCGCUACAAGAUCCACCCGGACUUCUCGCCGUCCGCGCGGCAGCUGCUGCCCUGCCUGGGGCAGACGCUUUACCAGCACGUGGUGUUCGUGUUCCCCAUGACGCUGCUGCACUGGGCUGUGAGCCCGGCCCUCCUGCCCGCCGAAGCCCCCGAACUGUUCCAGCUGGUGAGCCACGUGGUGCUCUGCCUGCUGCUCUUUGACACCGAGUUCUUCGUGUGGCAUCUGUUGCAUCACAAGGUGCCCUGGCUGUACCGGACCUUCCACAAGAUGCACCACCAGAAUUCGUCCCCGUUCGCGCUGGCCACGCAGUACAUGAGCGUCGGGGAGCUCUUUUCCUUGGGUUUCUUUGACAUGAUGAACGUCUUGCUGCUCCAGUGCCACCCUCUCACCGCCCUGGCUUUCCACGUGGUCAACAUCUGGCUGUCGGUGGAGGACCACUCCGGCUACGACUUCCCCUGGUCCACGCACAGACUAGUACCUUUCGGGUGGUUUGGGGGCGUGGCACACCACGACCUGCAUCACUCCCAGUUUAACUGCAACUUCGCGCCUUACUUCACACACUGGGACAAAAUACUGGGAACUCUGAGGUCUGCUCACACCAAGUAACGUGCACGCAUCGCUCCCGGCAUAGUUCGUGCUGCGGUGAGGCGUGGGUGCACCUCAGACCUGGGACAUUUCACACUUGAAUCGGGAGAGACACACUUGAGGUGGACUUGAGGUGGUUUUAUUUUGUCGUUUCUUUUUCCCGUGGGUAACUUAUUAUCUGCUAGAAACUUACAGAGAAAAUCUGAUGUGUUUUUCAAAAUCUAAUAAGGUAAUUUAUUGUAAUGUUUGUAUAUCAGCAGUUGUAUUCUUGAUGUGGAAUUCUAACUCACUUCAAUAGCCUUGAUUUCUGGGUAUAAAGUAUCCAAAAUCACUGGCAUAUGUAAAUAAUCUCUUAAAAGAUUUGUUUGUAGAACAAGGAAUUUUACUAUGUUUGAAGGUGUCCUAGAACUAGGCUAAAAGAAUAUAUUUUUAUGGAGCAUCUGAUCUCUGUAAAAAUGAAGCAUGGUCCUGCUGGACAGUGACUCAGAUUAUUGUACUUAAAAAAAAUAUUUUUGUAGAGUUGUAUAUUUAUAUUGAAAUAAAUGUUAUUCGUGCUUGAAAAAGAGUAAAGCACCUAAACUCAA